AAUAUGCACAGCGUACUAAAAGAACACAGAUAGAGCCAUAAAAAAACAUAACAGAUGGGGACCCAAAGUUCCAAACGACAUCACAUAGGGGGCAAGAGUAAGAAGCAACAGCACUAUCUUAGGCUCUUAGCGGACCAUAAUUUCGUGUAGCUGUAACGCACAUCACUGUGAAAAAGAAAUCAUUGAGAAUUGAGAAAGAGAAAAAUACAGAGAGAGAAAUUUUACUGACAUAUAGGUAAUUAACAGGUAACAGACAAGAUCCCCUCCAUAUCAUAACAAAUCCACAUGCUUCCAACAUAAAUUAGUAAAAUUACCAUUCAUUCAUUAGAGAUCUACUUAUCCUGUUUAGUUCCCUUCACUUCACUCCACUCCACUCCACCGGAACCGCCACCAGUCAUGAUGAUUGCGAAGCCGCAAAGGCCGCCACCGUCAGGGGGCACCAACCUAGCGUCUUGUUUGGUGGCCACCAUCUUCUUGAUCUUCAUCCUCAUCGCCAUCUUUCUUGUUUACUUCAUACUCUUCAGGCCUCAGGAUCCCAAGAUCGCCGUCAGCGCCGUCCAGCUCCCCUCCUUCUCCUUCUCCGCCUCCAACGCCACCGCCAACUUCACCUUCUCACAGUACGCCUCCGUCACCAACCCCAACCGCGCUACCUUCUCCCACUACGACAGCUCCCUCCAGCUCUUCUACUCCGGCAACCAGGUCGGCUUCAUGUUCAUCCCCGCCGGCACCAUCGAAGCCCAAACCACAAAGUACAUGGCCGCCACCUUCCACGUGCAGUCUUUCCCCUUGUCACCUUCAUCUCAGCCGCUGAGCGUGGGUCCCGCCGCCGUCUCUAGUGGCGGCGUCAUUGGUAGAGUGGGCCCCGCAUUGGAAAUGGAGUCGAGGAUUUCGAUGGCUGGGCGCGUGAGGGUUCUGCACCUCUUCAGCCAUCACGUGGAAGCCAAGACUCGUUGCAGAAUUGCAGUUUUAGUCACCGAUGGAUCCAUCAUAGGUUUUCAUUGCUAAAAUUAAUUCUUUCUUCCUUUCACUUUUCCUUUGUGGCUUUGUCUUUGGUGGAGAAAGUAUUUUCCAGACCUUGAUGGACCAUAUAAAAAUAUUCCAAAUGAAUGGCUGAGAUUGCAU
Messenger RNA from Arachis stenosperma, 1122 nucleotides. RefSeq lists its product as uncharacterized. Lineage: Eukaryota; Viridiplantae; Streptophyta; Magnoliopsida; Fabales; Fabaceae. The record is from RefSeq and is a predicted model, not a curated record. The transcript has a single exon. The coding region runs from base 397 to 1005 and encodes 202 amino acids.